Molecule: messenger RNA, 3249 nt
Organism: Fraxinus pennsylvanica
Lineage: Eukaryota; Viridiplantae; Streptophyta; Magnoliopsida; Lamiales; Oleaceae
Source: the annotation of a GenBank genome assembly
AUGGCAAUCCAAAUCCUGUUCUACAAUUCAUUACUCGUCAUUUUCUUCACCAUUUCUCUUACUCUUCAACUUACAAAAUCAGAUAGUGUACAAAUGCCUGAUUUUGCAUUCAGUUGGUUGAAUAACAAUGACACAUUCGUGGCUGGUGAAAUUGCAACAAUUAAAGUUAUUGUUCUUGGGAAUUAUGAUAGUGGAAAAUACAAACUUCCAUUUAAUCCAAAUAUUACGGUGAAUGAUAAGAUGGGCAACAGUUCUUUGAUUUCUGGGGUGUCUUCAAGUUUUGAUUUUGCAGAUACUGGAAAUUGGAGGAUUUUAUUUACUCCUAUUAUGGUUGGCUUGUUCAAUGUGCUUAUCACUGAUGAACAUUUUCAUGUUUUGGAUUCUUCGCUGCAUUUUCAAGUUACUCCAGGUCAAAUGUAUCCAGCAGCCGGAAUUGUGUCGUGGAAGGAUGGAGAGGACGAAUUCAUAUCCGGAACAAAAGCCGAACUUUUGAUACUUGCUAAAGAUGCAUUUGGGAACAAUGUCACUUCUGCAAGCGAGGGACUACGUUUCUAUAACUUCUCGUUGUCUGCAUUUCGCUCAAAUGGUUCCAAUGCAAGUGUGCUUAACGUGACCAAUAGAGGUUGGAAUCAGUAUGGCUACCUUAGCAUUGAGUUUAUUGCAGCCACUGCCGGAAGCCUCUUUCUUCAUGUAGAAGUCGACAACCAAACAUUUCAACUCUCUCCAUUACCAUUCAAGGUUUAUCCAGGAGAACUGGAUGUCUCCACUUGUAUUGCUCAAUGGGACAUUGAAACAAAGUCCUUCCAAUUAUUUUCUAUGAUGGAAGCUUUCAUACACCAGCAUGAUCAAUAUGGAAAUCUGGUUUCGGGUUUUUAUGCAUUUGACAUUGAAGUUAUUGAGAAAGGGACGAACUUAUCCAUGCCAGUGGCGGAUCUGAACUUCAAAGAUGUUGGGCAGGGAAUACAAUCUUUUUCUUUCAGCCUAGAGGAACCAGGAAACUUUAUGCUCAUGAUAUCUAAUAAGGAGAAGAAUACUUUAAUUUCCAAUAUGCCAUAUGAUUUUACUGUUUAUAUAGGUUAUUGCGACGGAAUGAACAGCAUUGUCAAUGGAUCUGGUCUAAAUAAUUCUUUUGCUGGCCGUGCUGCGAAGUUUUCUGUGUUUCUUAAAGAUGCCUAUCUAUAUCCUGCUCCUGUUGAGUUAGAAAGGCUUCAAGUACAAAUUGUGCAUGAAUUUGAUUCCCAAAUUAUACAGCCAAGUAUACGUAUAAGGGAGACUGUCAAUGGUAGUUUAUAUACUGGUAGAGUAAAUGAUAUCAAUCGUAUGCAAAUUGAUUCUGCUCCAAUAUUCAGCACAAAGAACGAUUCUGCUGGAAACUGGAAUCAGAAAGCUAGUGCCUUCGAUGUCAUUUAUGUACCCAAGAAGAGUGGUCUAUAUGAAAUUCGUGUAUUUUGUGGAAACAUUCCAUUGAAUGGUGGACAUACAAUUAGAAAGGAAGUAAGUCCAGGCAAGGUUAAUUUAUUGCUCUCUGGGGUUGUGAAAUUUGCACCAAAAGUGUCAAAGCUGGUUAAAAAUGAUAUUGUUGUACGACUCAUGGAUUCGUAUCAUAAUCCUGUCCUGUUACAACAAUCGAAGUUGAAAUUAGAGAUUGCUUCAAUUAACAGAUCUGCUUCUUCCACGUGGACGUUUCUUGAUAAUAACGAUGGAUCUUAUACUGGUAGCUACCUGGCAAAUGAUGUUGGCACGUAUGAGUUAUGCACUUCAUACGAUGGUAACCGUUUCAUCCCAUGUCCCUUCGGGGUGAAUGUGUAUAGUGGUGAAUAUUUUCCUAAACUCUACAAUGAUACAGUUUCUGUAUGGGAGGAUGAGUCAGUUGCUUUUAACGUUCUAGAAAAUGAUUACUUUGCUGGUGGCAAUGCAAGUAUUGUGGAAUAUUCAAAGCCCACUCAUGGUUCACUUUUACAGUAUGGACAUCUCUUUAGAUAUACACCAUGUAAAGGAUUUUACGGAAAUGAUUGUUUCUUGUAUACAAUAGCUGAUAUAAAUGGAAAUGUUGCUUCGGGUGCUGUAAAUUUAUUUGUUCUCUGCAUACCACCUCGGUUUGUUUCCAUUCCAAGUCAAUUGCAAGCUACAGAAGAUGUGGUCAGUCCCAAGUUCGGCGGUUUCUUGGGAUUUGAAAUUGUUUACUCGGAUUUGGAAGAAAAUAUCACUGUUACUUUCAGUUCACUGUCUGGAGAACUUCUGCUUUCUCCUAUGCCAAUGCAAUUUUGGCAUCCAAGAUGGAAUGAAUUUUCUAUCAGCAAAGACAUUGGAAUGGAUAAAGAAAUAACUUUAGUAGGCUGUGUUGAUGUGAUCAACUUUGCUCUUCAGUCAAUCCAAUACUUCGGAAAGGAGAACUUCUAUGGUGCUGAUACACUCCGAAUUUCUACAAUCAACAAAAAUGGAAAGAAUGAUUUAAAUGUUCCGGUUUAUGUGCAACCAAUCAACGAUCCACCUUUUAUUAAUUUACCCUCAUUCGUUAUCCUGGAUGAAAAGAAUGAUGAGGCACCUAUCUUUGGUAGACAGAGAGAGAAAUUUGACUUCAUCCGAGAUCCAGACCUGAUGAAUUUUCCUGGCAACUGGUCACGCUUUUUGGUCGUUUUCUCCUUGGAAGUGAGCUCUGGACUUUUGUCAACGAACCUUCCAGCAGAUCUCAUUAGUUCAACCGAAUUAAAGUUGAAGUCAAGUUAUCAGUGGCAACCUCUUCAAACAUUUGUUACCAUCUCGAAGCAUUUUGUGGUUAAAGCAAAGGGUAUCCGAAUCCGAGGUACAAUUAAUGACUGCAACAGUAUUAUGGAACAACUGUUAUACCAUGAUGGUGAACAUAAUGCUGUCUUAACAGUCAAAGUAAAUGAUUUGGGAAACUACGGAUGCUACCCUGACUGUACAGAGAUGAUGUCAAUGCCUCUUCUUGCCGAGUCUAAAAUAAGUAUCAUAAGACGAAGACCAAUUAGUCCAUUGGCAGCUCAUUUUUUAGGAUCAGCAAUUGUGGUUGAAUCGAUUGUGGUAUUUUCUCUUGGUGUGCUACUUCUGUACUUCAUGUGCAAAUGUGCACUCGUUCUCAUUCAUGAAAAGAGGAGGCAGAAGGCCCCAGAUAUUGAGCUCUCCAAGGUCCAAAGUUCAUCUAAACUAACUAGUUCUUCUCAAACUUCCAUUGAUCAGCAUCAAGAAUCUUCUCCUGAUGUGAUGCCAAUUGUCUCUGAAAAGAGUUGA